Molecule: messenger RNA, 1191 nt
Organism: Mucor mucedo
Lineage: Eukaryota; Fungi; Mucoromycota; Mucoromycetes; Mucorales; Mucoraceae
Exons: 1
Coding region: 18-1115 (365 amino acids)
Source: RefSeq, a predicted model, not a curated record
GUUUUCUUUAUUAAAAAAUGUUACUCUGGUCAACUAAUUCUAAUAACGGCAAUGAAACAACCAUUCGUCCUAAUGCUAAACAAGUUACAGUUAGAGUGUUAAAAUGGUCUGCCAUGGCUAUAAUGCUUGGUAUAAUCACCUUCUUUACAUUAUUCGGUAUUGAUUUUAAUCCCCAUGUCAGUUUAAGGGAAUCCUUUUCCCCACCCAGAGCCGAACCAGGCCCACUCGUAUCUUCCUGUUUCCAAGACUAUACUCCCGAAAAAAGCGAAAACCAGCACUUUGGGAUCAUUCCAAGCGUCCCCGUAGUUGAAGGCGAUGUAUGUUAUAAUUAUGCUUCUUUAUUAAAACCUGUCAAAAACAUCGCCACAAUCUACCAUACAUUUUGGUCCAGUAAAACAAGAUUUACUGAAAAAGAAUUAGCUAUAUUGCGAUCGUUUAUAGCUACACAACCAUCAGAUUCAUAUCUGUACUUGUGGGUAGCAUUAGACGAUGAAAAAAAGCUUGAAAAAUGGAUACACGACGAUAGAAUACAAGUAAAAGUAAUCAGCAAUGACUUGAUUGAAAACACACCGUUUACAGAGAACUCUUGGCUAUCACAACACCAAGAGCAGAGUAAUUUGCUCCGACUGGCCACGUUGUACAAAUUUGGCGGUCUUUGGUUUGAUUUCAAUGUUUUGUUUGUGCGUGAUAUGUCACCUUUACUUUCGCAAGAGUGGAUCUCUCAAUCCAACUGUCUCGAUAAUACUAUAUCGAAAGGAUCGUUUUUACACUUUUUCAAAUCCUCUCCCUAUGUGUGUGAAAUGAUAGCUGAGGCUAACCAACAAUUGAAAUCUCACACCCAAUUGAGAUCGUUAGGCUCUGAUCUGUAUUCGCUGAUAUUUUCACGGUUAUUAAAACAUAAAAUACAGACAUGGGCAAUGCUACCUUGGUGCUAUACGGAUCCCUCACAAUGUUUAAAGUCCAAUUCAUUACCCAAUGCUUUUGACAAUAGUGAUUUUGAUAAAAGUAAACUCUCCAAGGUAUUUGCAUAUACUUGGCACAGAUCUUGGAAUUCAUCACCAGGUUCCAUAUUCAAGUACUUGGUAAAACAACACAAACAAAACAUUUCUUGGUAAACUCCAAUUUCUUUUACAAUAAUUUACUUUAAUAUGUUAAUAAAUUUUCCUUCAUAAUUAUAAUAUGUUACAUUAC